AUGUUGUUGGGCCGUUGUGGACGCCAGGCCUCGCGCCUGCUCCCGCGCACUGCAAGCUCCGCCGCCAGGUCGGCUGCCAUUCCUCUCCAACUCCGCCCAGCUUCGGCUCUCCUGGUUCGACAGCCCAUGCAGGCUCGUGGUGUCUCCUCUUCCAGUCGGGAGGGACAGCAGAACUUGCUCUCCGCACCCCUCGAGGAGGCCGACCCCGCCAUCCACGACAUUCUCCAAAAGGAGAAAAAACGCCAGCAGCAUUUCAUCAACCUGAUCCCCUCCGAGAACUUCACCUCGCAAGCUGUUCUCGAUGCGCUGGGCAGCGUCAUGCAGAACAAAUACUCCGAGGGAUACCCCGGUGCCAGAUACUACGGAGGAAACGAACACAUUGACGCGUCCGAGCGACUAUGUCAGCAGCGCGCCCUGGAGACAUUUGGCCUCAACCCGGAGGAAUGGGGCGUGAACGUCCAACCGCUAUCCGGCUCCCCGGCCAACCUCUAUGCUAUCUCCGCCAUCCUAAACACGCACGACCGCCUGAUGGGCCUGGACUUGCCCCACGGUGGCCAUCUGUCCCACGGCUACCAGACCCCCACCAAGAAGAUCUCCUUCAUCUCCAAAUACUUCGAAACCCUGCCUUACCGCCUCGAUGAGACUACCGGUCUCAUUGACUACGACAGCCUGGAGAAGCAGGCCCUCCUCUACCGCCCCAAGCUCAUCAUUGCCGGUACCUCGGCAUACAGUCGCCUAAUCGACUACCCCCGCAUGCGCCAGAUUGCCGACGCGGCCGGCGCGUAUCUGCUGAGUGACAUGGCCCACAUCUCCGGUCUGGUGGCCGCCGGUGUGCUCCCGUCGCCCUUUGCCCACUCGGACAUCGUGACGACCACCACACACAAGUCCCUGCGGGGUCCCCGCGGAGCCAUGAUCUUCUACCGGAAGGGGAUCCGGCGGACAGACAAGAAGGGCAACCCGGAGAUGUACGACCUGGAGAACCCGAUCAACGCGUCCGUCUUCCCCGGACACCAGGGUGGCCCCCACAACCACACCAUCACCGCCCUGGCGGUGGCACUGAAGCAAGCGCAGUCGCCCGAGUUCAAGACCUACCAGGGAACGGUUUUGUCCAACGCGAAGGCCCUGGCAGAGCGUCUGGGCAACCCGCUUAGCAACGGCGGCCUGGGAUACAACAUCGUCUCCGGUGGCACGGACAACCACCUGGUCCUGGUGGACCUGAAGAACCGUGGCGUCGACGGCGCGCGCGUGGAGCGGGUGCUGGAGCUGUGCGGGGUGGCCAGCAACAAGAACACGGUGCCGGGUGACAAGUCGGCGCUGAAGCCCGGGGGUCUGCGUCUGGGUACGCCGGCCAUGACGACGCGGGGCUUCCAGCCGGAGGACUUCCGCCGGGUAGCGGACAUUGUCGACCGGGCGGUGAUCAUCACGCAGAAGCUUGACAAGGCGGCCAAGGAGAGCGCGACGGCCAAGGGAGUGAAGAACCCGAACACGGUCAAGGCAUUCCUGGACUACGUGCGCGAGGGCGAGGAGAUCCCGGAGAUCGUGUUGCUGCGCCAGGAGGUGGAGGACUGGGCGGCCUUUGCAAUCGACUCCGUACUGGGUAACGAACUAACCACUCACCAGCUCUACACCUACCCCAUCAAGUCCCUCCAAGGGGUCCCUUUGACCACCGCCAAACUCACCACGCGCGGCUUCCCCUACGACCGCCGCUUCAUGCUGUUGAAAGUCAUCCCCGGCGACGACAAUGGCUCCGAAACUCUUCAGAACAUGCACGUCCCUCACUUCCCGGAGAUGUCCCUCUUCCACACGGAUCUCAUCAACCCCUCCGAUGACGGCACGCAACCGGGCCGAAUCAUCGUGACGUAUCGACCGCCCGGCGACGAGGCGAAGAUCCGAACCCUCCAAGUCCCCCUGCAGCCGGACGCCCGGGGCCUGGAGGAAUUGGCCAUCGUGAUGCACCAGAGUCCCACCAAGGGAUACAACAUGGGACCAAGAUACAAUGACUGGUUCAGUGCAUGUUUCGGAUACCGUGUGGUGUUGGCAUAUUUGGGCCCGCAUUCGAGGCGCGUAUUGGGGACUUUUGCGCCGGAGAAAAGUGCUGCGCAUAAGGGGCGUCGCAGGACGGGGGUGAAUAUUAUCGCUACUAAUAAUGAUAGGGAUCAUGGUAAUAAGAGCUGGGUGAGCAUGAGGGCCGUGGGCGGGCUGGCGUGUGUGACGCUGUUGUUGAACUUUGUUGCCACUGCCGGUGCCGGGGAGGUAUCAGCGAUGGCGAUGUUGCCUAGUGUGGUGGCUACGGCGAUGGCCGUGGCUCUGUCGAUGGUGAUUCGGUAUGGGGGUAAACGGGGCAGAGGUGAAGGCAUCACCUUUGCAGAUACGGCACCGUACUUGCUGGUGUCGCAGACGUCGGUGGAUAACGUGUCGGCGCGGCUGGCGGGCGACGAGGAGAUGGACGUGACCAAGUUCCGGCCGAACGUGGUGGUGGCCGGGGCGGAGACCGCGUUUGAGGAGGACUUUUGGGCGGAAGUGCAAGUCGGACGCGAUGAGCAGCCGGCGAGGCUGUUGCUCACGGCCAACUGCGUCCGGUGUCAGAGUCUCAAUGUCGACUACGCGACGGGGAAGAUGGGCACGGGGGAGAGCGGCACAGUGCUGAAGAAGCUGAUGAAGGACCGUCGGGUCGAUAAGGGAGCCAAGUUCAGCCCGGUGUUUGGCCGGUAUGUGUUUCUGGACAGUGUUUCGGAGGGCCAGAUGGUGCGUGUGGGCGAUGAGGUUGUGGUGUCGAGGCGGGCGGAGGAGCGAAUGGUAUAUGAGGGUAUGUGGCGCUGGCGGUGUCGACACCGUCUGGGACGUCGUUCUUGUCUCACUCUCACUCUCACUCUCUGUCGCUCACGCCCUCCGAAAGAUCUUCCUCCUCUUCAACCACCGUCUCGCUUGGCUUUCUUCUCAUUCUUCAACCCCUUUUGGCCCCCUGCAUAUCCCACUACAUCCCUCACAUCACACACCUCCCCGCUAAAGCCUCAUCUUCCCCCCCGUGGUCAUUUUCCUAUCGCGCAUCGAUCCAUACUUCAGCCCCUCCUAUCCGUCUUUUCUCGUCCGCUUCCCUCCCCCCGCGGGGUCAUGGACUACUCCGUCAACCUCCGCCGCAAGGAUACCACCAAGGGUCCGCCCUUGAGGAUCCUCUCGCUGGAUGGCGGCGGCGUGCGUGGUUACUCCAUGCUUAUCAUCCUCCAAGAACUCAUGUACCGCAUCUACGUCGAAUGCGAAGGCAAAGCCCCCCGUCGCGAUGAGAUCCCCAAGCCUUGCGACCACUUCGACCUGAUCGUCGGCACCGGCACCGGCGGUCUGAUCGCCCUCAUGCUGGGUCGUCUGCGCCUCGACCUCGAGACCUGCAAGGACGUCUACGUCCGCAUGACCCGCCGCGUCUUCGAGACCGACAAAACUAUCGCCGGCAUCCCCUUCCGCUCCACUCUCUUCAAGGCCUCCCGCCUCGAGGAGGCCAUCCGCGAAUGCGUCCGCGAACAUACUGUCUUCGAGGCCGAGGGCAACGAUAUGAGCCCCACUGGACGGAAUUCCCUGGGCAGCCCUCCGUUCAGCCCAAAUUCCAUGUCGAUUCCCCAGCGCUCGGGGAGUCGGGCCAGUUUCAGCACCAACGCUUCACAUUCGUCGGGGCACGGGAGCCAGCGCAAUUCUACCUUCGUGAAUGGGCUGCGCUGGGGGAAUCCGGAUGCGCUGCUGUAUGACAACCGCGAAUAUCGUACGAAGACUGCUGUGACUACACUCUACAAGGGCACCACUAGCCGCAACGGCUCAUCCGUCUUCCUACGGUCCUACGACUCGCGCAAAGAACCCCCACCCGAAUUUAACUGCACCAUCUGGCAAGCGGGCCGCGCCACCUCGGCCACAGGGAUGGCCUUCAAACCCAUCCAGAUCGGCCAACACGUCUUCAUCGAUGAGGGGGCCGGCACCUAUAACCCCGCGCCACAGGUCCUGGAGGAGACUAUCAACGAGUGGCCCGGUCGCGAGGUGGGUGCGUUCGUCAGUGUGGGCACCGGCAAGCGGCCCCCGGGCACGAACAAUCGGCAGCACGAGUGGUGGGAGGACUUUUUCGGGGAUGCGCUGGGCACCUUUGCGGAGGCGCGCCGGCGUCUCAUCGCUAAGAUCGAGGGCUGCGAGGACAUCCACCUGGCGAUGCUGCGCGACCAUCUGGCCAAGCGCAACGUCAAUAAGGACAACUACUACCGACUCAACGUCGAGGUGGGUGUUGGCGAGUUUGGCAUGAACGAAUGGAACCGGCUGGCCGACAUCAGCACCAACACCCGGCGCUAUCUGACGCGACCGGAGGUGAAGCGACAGAUUCUCGACGCGGGCGUCAAAUUCGCCAAGAUCGAGCGCCAGAACCGUCGCCUGGCCGAGCAUGCGGCGGCGGGCCAUGAGCAUCCGUUCGACGACAGCUCCUCCAUUCUGCAGAGUCCCGUGCUGUCGGUGCCGCCGCCGUCGAACCCGAUGGCCGUGGAGCUGCCCGCCGAACUCCCGGGCGACUUUGUGCCAUAUCAUAUCGUGACGGAAGACGCCCUGCCGGCGCAUCCGACGCCGCAGGAUGGCCUCCAUCCCUCUCCGGCGCGGGUAUCCGGCGAUUUGAGCCCGACAGGCAGUCGGCCCAGUUCACAGGCCUACGGGUCAUCGCGACCCAGCAUGGAGCAUGUGCAUGAUGGCCACCCCCCGCCGGUGCCCCCCAAGACGCCCAUCCCGUAUCCGUCGGAGUAUCCUAGUGAGCUGGGCGGGAUCCCGAUGCCGAUGCCGCUGGCGAUACACCAUGGGACGAGUGGGAGCGGGAGUGGCAAGGUGCGACCGCCGUAUCCGGUGGACGAGCCGCCGGUGGUGAACAAGCAGCGGAAGCCCAGCUAUCACGUACGAUGA
Aspergillus heteromorphus CBS 117.55 is the source of this 4911-nucleotide messenger RNA. RefSeq names its product SHMT-domain-containing protein. The transcript is spliced from 10 exons. Gene Ontology annotation, biological process: L-serine catabolic process; lipid metabolic process; folic acid metabolic process. Bases 1 to 4911 code for a protein of 1636 amino acids. Gene Ontology annotation, molecular function: pyridoxal phosphate binding; serine binding; cobalt ion binding. Lineage: Eukaryota; Fungi; Ascomycota; Eurotiomycetes; Eurotiales; Aspergillaceae. Gene Ontology annotation, cellular component: cytoplasm. The record is from RefSeq and is a predicted model, not a curated record.